UCGCGGAUCACGUGCCCGCUCUGCCGCGGCGGCCAAUCGGCAGGGGCCUCCUUCUUCGGUCGGGCUUGUCAUGGCUGCCUUGCCGUUCGGGGCCGCGGGCGCCGCCGAGGAGUCGGCGCAGCUGGGCGGCGCGGCCUUGCCCGCGGGCAGCCUGGGCACGGCCGACGCGUUCCCGAAAGACUUCGGCUACGGCGCCGACGAGGACGAGGCGGGCGAGGACGACGGGGCCGAGCUGGCGGGGGGCGGCGGCGGGAUCGGCAUCGCGGGUCCUGGCGGCGGCGGCGGCGGCGGCGGCGGGCUGGGGGCGGGCGGCGGCGGCGACUCCUCUAAGCAGCCCCGCAUCCUGUUGAUGGGGCUGCGGCGCAGCGGGAAGUCCUCGAUCCAGAAGGUGGUCUUUCACAAAAUGUCUCCCAACGAAACUCUCUUUCUGGAAAGCACCAACAAAAUCUAUAAGGACGAUAUUUCUAACAGCUCCUUUGUGAACUUUCAAAUAUGGGAUUUCCCUGGACAGAUGGAUUUCUUUGAUCCAACAUUUGAUUAUGAGAUGAUCUUCAGAGGAACUGGAGCUCUCAUUUAUGUUAUUGAUGCACAGGAUGACUACAUGGAAGCAUUAACCAGGCUCCAUAUUACAGUUUCAAAAGCUUACAAAAUCAAUCCAGAAAUGAACUUUGAAGUUUUUAUUCAUAAAGUUGAUGGCUUAUCGGAUGAUCAUAAAAUAGAAACUCAAAGAGAUAUUCAUCAAAGAGCUAAUGAUGAUCUUGGUGAUGCUGGGUUAGAAAAACUACAUCUUAGUUUUUAUUUGACCAGCAUCUAUGAUCAUUCAAUAUUUGAAGCCUUCAGUAAAGUGGUGCAGAAGCUCAUUCCACAGCUGCCCACUUUGGAAAACCUGCUGAAUAUCUUUAUAUCAAACUCAGGGAUUGAAAAAGCUUUUCUUUUUGAUGUUGUCAGCAAGAUCUAUAUUGCAACAGAUAGUUCCCCUGUUGACAUGCAGUCAUAUGAGCUAUGCUGCGACAUGAUUGAUGUUGUCAUUGAUGUUUCUUGCAUAUAUGGGUUAAAAGAAGAUGGGAGUGGUAGUGCAUAUGACAAGGAAUCUAUGGCAAUUAUUAAACUCAAUAACACAACUGUUCUGUAUUUAAAAGAAGUGACAAAGUUUCUGGCCUUGGUGUGUAUCCUUAGAGAAGAAAGCUUUGAACGCAAAGGCUUAAUAGACUACAAUUUUCACUGCUUCCGUAAGGCUAUCCAUGAGGUCUUUGAAGUGGGCAUUUCUUCUCAUCGGUCCUGCAGCCAUCAAGCAAACAUUCCCAAUUUAAAAGCAGUGACUCAUAAUGGCACCCCUAGAAAUGUCAUCUAAGGAGGACUGAAUCAGAAUGACCUCGUGCUUGCUUGCUUGCCCUGUGUCUGUGUAUCAGGGCAUGAGCAUCCCAGAGAAUUUGCUGCGUAACUUCAUCCGUUUAUUUUGAAGGAAGAGUGAGUUUGUCAUCGUAGCUGGCAUGGAUGCCCAGAAUGGCUGCCAGGAACCAUGGGGACUAAGAGUGGUUGCUUUAGUUAUAAUUUGGCAGGCAGGUGGCCUCUCCUCCGCUUGGACAACUUCCUUGUUUGUUUCAGAAUUAAACAGAGCAGCAGGUGGUUUUGUUCCAGAGGUUCCAAACUUCAAACGUAUUUCUUAACUUAUUGGAAUAUACACUCAACACAUUCCACAUGACUUAUGACAUAGUUUUGUGGUAAUACCUGAAAAAGUAUAUCCUGUGACUUCUCCCUAGCAAACCUAUUGAAUGAAAGAGCUUAUUUCCUUUUCUAGCUUUAACUUUCCUCAGAAUUGUUUGAAACGUCUUGUCGUAGAUUCUCAAGCUUUUGGCAACUCAGCUAAUAUCAGUUCCUGCACUUAUUCUAAAACUCUUUUUUGUAAUAAUUCAAUUUCACCCUGUCA
This is a messenger RNA of Candoia aspera, 1927 nucleotides long. It is a transcript of the gene RRAGC, whose product is annotated as Ras related GTP binding C. Gene Ontology annotation, molecular function: GTPase activity; GTP binding. Gene Ontology annotation, biological process: cellular response to starvation; negative regulation of autophagy. Gene Ontology annotation, cellular component: lysosome; Gtr1-Gtr2 GTPase complex; nucleus. The transcript has 7 exons. The coding region runs from base 71 to 1351 and encodes 426 amino acids. The record is from RefSeq and is a predicted model, not a curated record. Lineage: Eukaryota; Metazoa; Chordata; Lepidosauria; Squamata; Candoiidae.